AUGGCCCAGGAAGAAAAAAGUGAAGAAUGGAGUAGAGAAGUGAAUGGUAACAUGACAGAAGACUAUCUUGAAUUGCUUCUCAUGGAUGCUUUUAAGGGGAAGGGGUUUCAGAAAAUAAGUGAACUGCUUCAGGAGAGAGAAAUAGAGCCUCCCCAGAAAUACAGCACAUCUCUCUUCAACCAGCUAGACAAAGCCCUGAGAAAGGAGCUGGACAAGAAUGAAUUCCAGAACGUUUCGCUGCUACUGAAAUGUAUUCAGCUCUACUUUAGAAGUGAUCUUCAAGAAGGGACGAGUCUCUUUAUUGAGCAAGGAGUGGUGGAAAAGAUGAUAUCUUGGUUUGAAAGAGCAAGAGCAUUUGUGACCAUCAUCGACCCCAACGAGAAUAAAUUUUUAAUGUUGCUUUUUGAAGACUUCUUUGACUCUGCAUUGGUGAUUUGCAAGUGUAGUAAUGAAGUUGCUUCAACCAUCUUAUAUAUGGAGACCAGCUCAUUGCUAACUGUAAAUUUUCAAAUGAUUUUUCUAGGGAGGAAAGAGUUGGUGAAUUUAUUUUUGCCUGAACUAGGGCAUCUGGUGACAGAAGUAGAUAUCUGCUGUGCUCUGAGGCAGGAGGCUUUGAGGACCCUCAACUCUAUACUUGACAGUGUCCCACGGGAGGAGAAAAAGAAAUUCCCUCUGUCUGAGGAGAUGUGUUCGCUCACGAAAGACCUUGCAAAAACUAUACUGGAGGUUGGUGAUUAUGACCUUCAGGUUGCCCUUUCAGAAGCGCUUUGUAGGUUAAUGACAAAAAAAUGGAGGGAUGACCUUGUUCACCACUGGUUUGAAGAUAACUAUCUUGCUGAAGCUUUCAAAGAGAUCAAGGAUAGAGAAUUUGAGACGGACUGCAGAAAAUUUCUUAACCAGCUAAAUAAAAGGCUUGGGAAUGAAAGAAGAGUCUAUUCAUUCCCUUGCAUAUCUGCUUUUGCUGACAUGAACGAGGUGAAGAAGCCAUCGGACGAGAAGCUGGAGGAGUUCUGGAUUGACUUCAACGCUGGCAGCCAGAGCGUGACCUUCUAUAUGGAUGGAAGUGAGGGUGCUCUUUGGGACUCUGUGAGGUUGUCGAAGGAAGCAGUCAGCAGUUACAGCCUGAAAGAGGAAGGUGGAGAAAAAAUUGUUAAAAUUUACAUGAAGAUUCCUACUAUUCUUAACAAAACAGAAGCAACAAAAAUCAAAAUAUCUUUCAGUGCUGAGUUUGAAAUCUUAAGCGUACUUAGAAAAGUCCUGGGAGAGGAAAAAAUGAUGAUAAAUGUGACUGAAGAGGAGUCUGCCCACACUGGGAAGCAAACCAGGAAGAGUGAAGCAGUGAUACCAGAAUCUACUAAUUCACAGGGCAGGAAAGAUCCUUCAAACUCUGAGAACAUGGACUCUCUACCAGACAACUUAACCUCUCAGCACGGCCAACAGUUAACAGGCACCAUACCAGUAAGUCAGAAAACUGUUAACUCUGGUGUCACCGUGAUUACAGUGAGCCAACAGACUGAGACAGAAGAUACUAACCAAGGCUCAGCUCCAGAGGGUGAAGCUGUAGUUUGCUUGCCUCCUUCAGCAAAAAAGUCCAAAACUCCAUCUCCAAGGAUGAAAGCUAAGCCGAGUGAGAAGCUCCUAGAAGAAGAACCCACGGAGGAGUCAAAAACAAAG
This is a messenger RNA of Antrostomus carolinensis (chuck-will's-widow), 1674 nucleotides long. It is a transcript of the gene SYCP2L, whose product is annotated as synaptonemal complex protein 2 like. The transcript has 20 exons. NCBI's taxonomy places the organism in Eukaryota, Metazoa, Chordata, Aves, Caprimulgiformes, Caprimulgidae. The annotation marks the transcript as partial. The record is from RefSeq and is a predicted model, not a curated record. Gene Ontology annotation, biological process: mitotic G1 phase; meiotic nuclear division. Gene Ontology annotation, cellular component: condensed chromosome, centromeric region; lateral element.